AUGCAGAGCGCGGUCCUGGCCCGCAGCAGCGGCCUGCGCGGCCUCAGCAGCAAUGCCAAGCCGAUUGCAGGCCACCGCCUGGCACCACAGAGGCUGAUUAGGAGCGCAGUGCGGGCGCAGCAGGGGCAGAAUGAGGAUGAGCCCUCCUCUCGCAGGAACCUGCUGGCUGGCCUGUUUGCCGGCGCGGGCGCGCUGUCGGCGGUGGCGGCGCCCGCGCGCGCCGACGACGCGGCUGGCGUGGCUUCCUCCCGCAUGUCUUACUCGCGCUUCCUGGAGUACCUGGAGAUGGGGCGCGUGAAGAAG
This is a messenger RNA of Chlorella variabilis, 303 nucleotides long. RefSeq lists its product as hypothetical. The transcript has 4 exons. The annotation marks the transcript as partial. Lineage: Eukaryota; Viridiplantae; Chlorophyta; Trebouxiophyceae; Chlorellales; Chlorellaceae. The record is from RefSeq and is a predicted model, not a curated record.